This is a messenger RNA of Cutaneotrichosporon oleaginosum, 297 nucleotides long. The record is from RefSeq and is a predicted model, not a curated record. Lineage: Eukaryota; Fungi; Basidiomycota; Tremellomycetes; Trichosporonales; Trichosporonaceae.
AUCUCCGUGUCCGAGCUCGCGCAGUGCGACGGCAAAGACCCGUCCAAGCCCAUCUGGGUCGCGAUCAAGGGCAAGGUGUACGACGUGACGUCCAAGCGCGAGAUGUACGGCCCGGGGGCGGGAUACAAUGUGUUCGCGGGGCGUGAUGCCAGCCGCGGGCUCGGCAUGUCGUCGCUCGACCCCAAGGAUGCUGUGAGCGACUACUCGACGCUCAAUGAGGCGCAGAUGAAGACGCUGGACCAGUGGGACUCGUUCUUUGCCAAGCGCUACAACAUCGUCGGCAAGGUUGUGCCUUAG